Molecule: messenger RNA, 1132 nt
Organism: Phragmites australis (common reed)
Lineage: Eukaryota; Viridiplantae; Streptophyta; Magnoliopsida; Poales; Poaceae
Product: large ribosomal RNA subunit accumulation protein YCED homolog 1, chloroplastic
Exons: 2
Coding region: 40-948 (302 amino acids)
Source: RefSeq, a predicted model, not a curated record
CGCCAUGGAUGAUGGACCGCGCUCAAUUCAUUCACAACCAUGUAUUAUCCCCUCGCUGCCGUCUCCUUGGCCGGCGCCCACUGCUCCCCCGCCGUCCUCCUCCGCCGCUCCUCCUCGAGGACACCGCCGCCGCCACGGAGGCAGAGCAGGCGAAGGUCCACGUCCAUCGCCGCCGUCUCCGUCCAAGCCGAUGACUUCUUCACCGUCGACUUCGACCCCGACGAGUUCCAAGACCCUGAUUCCAAUGAUGACGGGUCGCCCUGGGAGGGUGCGCUCGUGUACCGCCGCGACGCCGCUGUGCACCACCUCGAAUACGCCACCACCCUCGAGCGCCUCGGCCUCGGGGACCUCUCCUCCACCGAAUCCCGCGCGCGCGCCGCCGCCAUGGGAUUGGCCAUCCUCCGCUCCUCCAACAAGGCGGAUGCGGAAGAGACCCCCGUGCUCGUCUCCGUGGACGUCACCAGGCGCCGCGGCCGCCUGCGCCUAGACGGCAUCGUGCGCACCAUCAUCACCCUCGGCUGCUUCAGGUGUGCUGAGCCAGCCCCUGAAGGUAUAUUUGCGAAUUUUUCCCUGUUAUUGACAGAAGAUCCAGUAGAGGAACCAGACGUGGUUGAUCUCGGCACGAUAUUUGAAGAAGAUAUUGCUAAAGAUCCUUCGUUAACCGGCAGCCAAGUUGAAGGCGAUGAAGAUAUUGACUGGGAUGACCGCCUGCAUUUCCCAGCUGGUGAGAGGGAGAUCGAUAUCUCGAAGAACAUCCGGGAUAUCAUUCACCUGGAGAUCACGAUGGAUGCCUUCUGCAGCCCCACUUGCAAAGGUCUCUGCCUUGUCUGCGGCACAAACCUGAACACGAGCAGCUGUAGCUGCAGCAGAGAGAAACCACAGGAGCCAAAGGACGUCGAGCAACGGGGACCUCUGAAGGAAUUGUUAAAACCUAUGCAACGUAAAUGAUGCAACGACCGUAUGAGACUUUUGUGUUGUGAUAUGUAAUGACUAGAAUUAGCAGCUUGCAGUGUUCCAGGGGAGUACCCAGUUAUGUGAGCUCAUCUCGUACUAUAGAAUACUGCAGUAUUGUACUAUUGUUAGGCUAUGGAUGGAUCCGUUCAACGUCUUAUCCUUAGUUUUUUCAGUUCAA